AUGGCUUCCAAGAAGACUCUCCUUCUAUUUACUUUUCUCAGCCUUUUUGCAGCAAUUGAUUCACAAAACGACCCUUUCUUUCUCUACAAAGAUUGCUCCAGCGACACAACCAAUCCCAACACCUCAUUCCAAUCUAAUCUCAAAAUCCUCCUUUCUUCCCUAUCAUCAAAUUUCAGUGGCAACACCGCCUAUUACAGUACCAAAAUCACCGGUGAAAACCCUUCAGACUCGAUCUAUGGACUGUUCAUGUGUAGGGGUGAUGUGUCCUCUCUGUUCUGCCAUCAAUGUGUCUUAAAUGCAACCCAACUACUAUCCUCAGACUGCUCCUUGUCCAAACAAGGUGUGACUUGGUACGAAGAGUGCAUGGUUUGGUAUUCCACUUCUCUUAUUUUCUCCACUGUCACCACAACGCCUAGUAAUACCAUGAAGAACUGUGGUAACGUCUCAAACCAAGAAAGCUUCAUGAAUUUAGUGUUCUUGACACUGAACCAAACUGCACAUGAAGCAGCACAAUCAACUAUUGGUAACAGGAAGUUUGCAACAAGGGAAGCAACAAACGUGUCUGGAUAUCAGAACCAAACCCUUUAUUCAACACCUAUACCAAAACUUGUUCCCGAAACAAAAACUUCCCAUGCAGAUUCAAUCCUUUCAGAAAAUCCUAUUUAUCUUUCCCAUAAUUGCACAAACCAAACCUCUUUCACUGCAAACAACACCUUCCAAACACACCUCCAUACUCUCUUCUCUAACCUGGCUUCUAAUGCCACCAGUGGCAAUAUGUUUUACAAGACUGAAGUGGCUAACACAGUGUUUGGUGUUUUCUUGUGCCGAGACCGAGAGGAUCUUCCCUCAGGCCUAUGUGGUGAGUGUGUCAAAAGCGCAUCACAUGAAAUAUCAUCAAAGUGUCACUCGUCCCAUGAAGCUAUAAUUUGGUACAGCCAGUGCAUGCUUCGGUAUUCCUAUAUGAAUUUCUCCAAUAAAGUGGAAAUAGGUCCUAUGUUUUCUGAGUUGAACACCACCAACGAGGGUAAGGAGCAAAGUUUCUUUACGGUGAAGUUGGCAAAGACGUUGGAUCAAGUGGCAAUCCAGACAGGGGACAGUGGUGAGAGAUAUGGAACAAAGACAACAAAAUUGAAUGAUUUGCAAACCCUUUAUGCUCUUGCUCAAUGUACACAGGAUUUGUCCAUUGAAGACUGCAAGGGUUGUCUAGGGAUUUUGAUUGGAACAUCAAUUCCAUGGUCUCGUUUGGGAAGCACUGGAGGCAGAGUUUUCUAUCCUAGCUGCAAUAUCAGGUUUGAAUUGUUCCAAUUUUUCAAAGCCAUCAACGAAACUGGGACCUCAUCAUCAGGCUUCUUAACCUUUGCAUGUGAAGAAAAAUACUUUGCCUGUGUCUUGACUAAAGGGAUUACAACUGGUGUUUUCAUGAUGGAUGAUUCAAGCUUUCUGGGUUAA
Sphenostylis stenocarpa is the source of this 1449-nucleotide messenger RNA. The record is from the annotation of a GenBank genome assembly. Lineage: Eukaryota; Viridiplantae; Streptophyta; Magnoliopsida; Fabales; Fabaceae.